This is a messenger RNA of Cryptosporidium muris RN66, 964 nucleotides long. RefSeq lists its product as uncharacterized. The annotation marks the transcript as partial. NCBI's taxonomy places the organism in Eukaryota, Apicomplexa, Conoidasida, Eucoccidiorida, Cryptosporidiidae. The record is from RefSeq and is a predicted model, not a curated record. The transcript has a single exon.
AUGGUGGCACUGCUGGUCGGCGCGCUGGCGAGCGCGGCACCCGCGCAAACUGUAUCGCCCGGGCCCGGCCGCGUUGCCGUGACGAUCUACCGUGCGCCCCGGCGUGCGCCCGAUCAGGGGAUCGAUCGCGCCUGGCUGCAAGGCUAUGCGCUGAUCACCGAACAGCGCCGCGUGACCAUCCCGGCGGGGCGCACGACGCUGCGCUUUGAAGGUGUGGCGGCGGGAAUUUUGCCCGAAAGCGCGAUCGUCACCGGCCUGCCGCACGGCGUGCGCGAGAAAAAUCUCGAUGCCGAUCUGCUCUCGCCGCGCAGCCUUUACGCGGGCAGCUUUGGCCGUCCGGUGACGAUCCGGCGGACGAUCGCCAAGCGCAUCGUCGAGGAGGACGCGAUCCUCCGCUCGGGGCCGGAUGGUGCUGCGAUCCUGCAGACGCGCGACGGUUUCAUUGCCGCCGAUUGCGGGUCGUCGCGGGAUGCGCUGGUCCAUGACCGCGUGCCGCCGACGCUCGCCGCCAAGCCGACGCUGUCGGUCGAGCUCGAUUCGCCCGCCGCUGCGAGCGUCACCGUUACGCUCUCCUAUCUCGCCUGGGGGUUUGACUGGCAGGCCAAUUAUGUCGCGACGCUGCGUCCCGAUGGCCAAAGCGCCGAUCUGCUCGCGUGGGUGACGCUCGCCAGCAGCGACACCACCAGCUUCGCCGAUGCCGAGACGAUGGUGGUGGCGGGCGCGGUGAAGCGCGAAGGCAGCGCACCCAAUCCAGCCUGGAGUGCCCGCGACGAGUCGCUCACUUUUGCGUGUUUCGCCCAUCCCAUCGAGGUUCCGAUGAUGGCGGUUUCGGCUCCUCCGGCACCCGCGCCGAUGGCGUUUGAGGCGGAUAUCGUCGUCACAGGGACUCGCUUACAGCGCGCGAUGGUGCAGCAGGAAGAUCUUGGCGACCUGAAACUCUACCGCGUGCCCGAUCGCACCACCG